This is a messenger RNA of Malaclemys terrapin pileata, 6113 nucleotides long. Its product is annotated as zinc finger protein 850-like. Gene Ontology annotation, biological process: regulation of transcription by RNA polymerase II. Lineage: Eukaryota; Metazoa; Chordata; Testudines; Emydidae. The transcript is spliced from 4 exons. Gene Ontology annotation, molecular function: RNA polymerase II cis-regulatory region sequence-specific DNA binding; DNA-binding transcription factor activity. The record is from RefSeq and is a predicted model, not a curated record. The coding region runs from base 197 to 3217 and encodes 1006 amino acids.
CUGGUCUGAUUUCUGGGUGGCCCCUUUGGUUCUGCUUUUUUUUCUAGCAUUUGGAUCAGAGAUACUGUUACUGGGAGGGUCUGAAGAGCCUGAGUGGGAACCGGGGUGUGACAUGGACUGAAGCCCCUUCUGUAACCUCCCCCAUCGCCCCUCUCGCCCCGUCAGGCUGAGGAAUCACGUCCACGUUUUGCUCCAGAUGGACCCGUCUUCCAGGAGACAGGGAAGGGAAAUGUCUGUGAUGGAGCCAGCUCAGUUACCAGUGACGUUCGAGGAGGUGGCUGUGUAUUUCACCCAGGGGCAGGGGGCUCUGCUGGACCCCGCUCAGAGAGCUCUCUACAGAGACGUCAUGCAGGAGAACUACGAGACGGUGACCUCGCUGGGAUUUCCAAUUCCCAAACCUGAGCUCAUCUCCCGGCUGGAACGAGGGGAAGAACCGUGGGUGCCCGAUCUCCAGGCCUGCAAAGAAAGAAGGCUUCCGAGAUGCACCCAUACAGCAGGUGCUGAGCGAGGGAGUGAGAAUCAGCAGGGGAAUCAUCAUGAGGAAGUUCCCAGGGAAGUGGAACUGCAGGGGACCUUUGUAGGAAGAGCUGAAGGGAAUUUUUCCCAGUGCUUGGAGCAGGAAGAAGGCUGGGGUAACUGGCACAGGUCAGAGAGGCUUCUGGAAAACCACGCAGGGAAGAAAGUGGAUGAAUCUAUUAACGGUGGGGGAGGAGACAAGGAUCCCAGAGCGCAGCAGACAAAUCCCAAGGAAGAGACACCCGGGCACUACCCUCAGUUUGCGAAAGAAUUCAUUGUGACACAUCAGACAAUCUAUACUGGAGGGAAACCCCCUCAAUGCUUGGACGAUGGGGAAAGUUUUAAUAAGCUCUCAGAUCUUAAUAACCAUGGGAGCAGCCACACUGAAGAGAAACCCUCUCAAUCCCUCGAGCGGGGGAAAUGUUUCAUUUCGAAGACACAAAUAAUUAGACAUCAGUUAAGCCACACAAGGGAGAGACCCCAUAAGUGCUUGGACUGUGGGAAAAGAUUCAUAAGAAAGUCAAACCUUGUUAAACAUCAGGCAAUCCACACAGGAGAGAGACCUCACAAGUGCUUGGACUGUGGGAAAAGUUUCAUACAGAAGUCACACCUAGUUCGUCAUCAGGCAAUCCACACAGGAGAAAGACGCCACAAGUGCUUGGACUGUGGGAAAAGUUUCAUAAGAAGGUCACACCUUGUUAAACAUCAGGCAUUACACACAGGAGCGAGACCCCAUAAGUGCUUGGACUGUGGGAAAAGUUUCAUACAAAGGUCAGACCUUGUUCAUCAUCAGGCAAUCCACACAGGCGAAAGACCCCACAAGUGCUUGGACUGUGGGAAAAGUUUCAUAAGAAAGUCAAACCUUGUUACACAUCAGGCAAUCCACACAGGAGAAAGACCCUACAAGUGCUUGAACUGUGGGAAAAGUUUCAUAACAAAGUCAACCCUUGUUCAACAUCAGGCAAUCCACACAGGAGAGAGACCUCACAAGUGCUUGGACUGUGGGAAAAGUUUCAUGAAAAGGUCAGACCUUGUUAAACAUCAGGUAUUACACACAGGAGCGAGACCACACAAGUGCUUUGACUGUGGGAAAAGUUUCAAAAGAAAGUCACACCUAGUUCGUCAUCAGGCAAUCCACUCAGGAGAGAGACUCCACAAGUGCUUGGACUGUGGGAAAAGUUUCAAAAGAAGGUCACACCUUGUUAAACAUCAGGCAAUCCACACAGGAGAGAGACCCCACAAGUGCUUGGACUGUGGGAAACUUUUCAUACAGAGGUCACACCUAGUUCGUCAUCAGGUAAUCCACACAGGAGAGAGACCCCACAAAUGCUUGGACUGUGGGAAAAGUUUCAAAAGAAGGUCUGACCUUGUUCAACAUCAGGCAAUCCACACAGGAGCCAGACCUCACAACUGCUUAGACUGUGGGAAAAGUUUCAUACAGAGGUCAGAGCUUGUUAAACAUCAGGCAAUCCACGGAGGAGAGAGACCCCACAAGUGCUUGGACUGUGGGAAACUUUUCAUACAGAGGUCACACCUAGUUCGUCAUCAGGCAAUCCACACAGGAGAGAGACUCCACAAGUGCUUGGACUGUGGGAAAAGUUUCAAAAGAAGGUCACACCUUGUUAAACAUCAGGCAAUCCACACAGGAGAGAGACCCCACAAGUGCUUGGACUGUGGGAAACUUUUCAUACAGAGGUCACACCUAGUUCGUCAUCAGGCAAUCCACACAGGAGAGAGACCCCACAAGUGCUUGGACUGUGGGAAAAGUUUCAAAAGAAGGUCACACCUUGUUACACAUCAGUCAAUGCACACAGGAAAGAAACCCCACAAGUGCUUGUACUGUGGGAAAAGUUUCAUGAAAAGGUCAUACCUUGUUCAACAUCAGGCAAUCCACACUGGAGAGAAACCCCACAAGUGCUUGGACUGUGGGAAAAGUUUCAUGAAAAGGUCAUACCUUAUUAAACAUCGGGCUAUCCACACAGGAGAGAGACCCCACAAGUGCUUGGACUGUGGGAAAAGUUUCAUACAGCGGUCACACCUUGUUACACAUCAGGCAAUCCACACAGGAGAGAGACCCCACAAGUGUGUGGACUGUGGGAAAAGUUUCAUAGAGAGAUCAAACCUUGUUCAACAUCGGGCAAUCCACACAGAAGAAAGACCCCACAAGUGCUUGGACUGUGGGAAAAGUUUCAUAGAGAGAUCAAACCUUGUUCAACAUAGGGCAAUCCACACAGAAGAAAGACCCCACAAGUGCUUGGACUGUGGCAAAAGUUUCAUAAGAAAGUCACACCUUGUUUUUCAUCAAGCAAUCCACACAGGAGCCAGACCUCACAACUGCUUAGACUGUGGGAAAAGUUUCAUACAAAGGUCCGACCUUGUUAAACAUCAGGCAAUCCACACAGGAGAGAGACCCCACAAGUGCUUAGAGUGUGGGAAAAGCUUCAGAAGAAAGUCAAAACUUGUUCAACAUCAGACAAUACACACAGGAGAGAGACCCCACAAAUGCUUGGACUGUGGGAAAAGUUUCUUAUGGAAGUCAAACCUUAUUCAACAUCAGGCAAUCCACACAGGAGAGAGACCCCACAAAUGCUUCGACUGUGUGAAAAGUUUCAUAAGAAGGUCACAGCUUGUUAAACAUCAGGCAUUACACACAGGAGAAACAGUCCAAGCACUUGUGGGCUCUGGGAAAAGUUUCAUAUAGCGGUCACACCUUGUUAAACAUCAGGCAUUGCACACAGGAGAAAGACCACACAAGUGCUUGGACUGUGGGAAAAGUUUCAUAGAGAGGUUAUACCUAGUUCGCCAUCAGGCAUUGCACACAGAAGAGAGACCACACAUGUGCUUGGACUAUGGGAAAAGUUUCAUAAGAAGGUCACACCUUCUUUAUCAUCAGGCACUCCACACGGGAGAGAGAGCCCACAAGUGCUUGGACUGUGGGAAAAGUUUUAUACAGAUGUCACACCUUGUUCAACAUCAGUCAAUCCACACAGGAGAGACUCCAGAGGUUCUUGGACUGCUGGAAAUGUUUCAUAUAGAGGUCUAGCCUCAUUAAACAUGGAAGAAUCCACACAGGAUCUAAACUUCUGUGAGACAUGGCAAGAAAGGGUUAAGCAACUUGUAUGUAAUUGACUCAGAGUCAACAUUUAGAGAGAGAUUUUAACAGUGUUUCUGCCUGAGAUAAGCUAGAGUUUGAAAUGUAAAUGUGUAUUUUUAAAGACUUGGAAGAAGAGGGCAAGUCAUGUCUGAGUAACCUAAUUGCCUUCUAUGUUGAGAUAACUGGUUCUGUGGAUGAGGGGAGAGCAGUAGAUGUGUUAUUCCUUGAUUUUAGCAAAGCUUUUGAUAUGAUCUCCUACAGUAUUCUUGCCAGCAAGUUGAAGAAGUAUGGGCUGGAUGAAUGGACCAUAAAAUGGAUAGAAAGCUGGAUAGAUCGUCGGGUUCAAUGGGUACUGAUCAAUGGCUCCAUGUCUAGUUGGCAGCCGGUAUCAAGUGGCGUGUCCCAGUGGUCGGUCCUGGGGCCGGUUUUGUUCAGUAUCUUCAUUAAUGAUCUGGAGGAUGAUGUGGACUGCACCCUCAGAAAGUUUGCAGAUGACACUAAACUGGGAGGAGUGGUAGAUAUGCUGUAGGGUAGGGAUAUGAUACAGAGAGACGUAGACAAAUUAGAGAAUUAGGCCAAAAUAAAUCUGAUGAGGUUCAACAAGGACAAGUGGAGAGUCCUGCACUUAGGAUUAAGAAUCCCAUUCAUUGCUACAGACGAGGGACCGAAUGGCUAGGCAGCAUUUCUGCAGAAGAGGACCUCGGGUUUAUGGUGGAUGAGAAGCUGGAUAUAAAUCAACAGUCUGCCUUUGUUGCCAAGAAGGCUAAGGGCAUUUUGGGCUGUUAAAGUAGGGGCAUUGCCAGCAGACCGAGGGAUGUGAUCGUUCCCCUCUAUUCAACAUUGGUGAGGCCUCAUCUGGAGUAUUGUGUCCAGUUUUCGUCCCCACACUACAAGAAGGAUGGGGAUUGGUCCUGCUUUAAGCAGGGGGUUGGACUAGAUGACCUCCGGAGUUCCCUUCCAACCCUGAUAUUCUGUGAUUCUAAGAGGGGUAACUGUAGUACUCUAUGUUGAGCUAUCCAAAGGGUUCCUGUAUUCUGUUAUUUCAGGGAUCAAUAAUUCAGCCAUUAUAACCGUCGCCCGUGCCACCUGCCCUAUUCUAGCUCAGUCUCAUUGAAUUCGCUGGGGGUAGGGGCUGAAGGAUGGAGGGAAUGUUUAUAGCUGAAAUCAUCAAAAUGUGUUUUGCCAGGUUAAUGUUAAUCGGAUCUGUUCCGCUCUCCUACUCGGACAUUCUCUCUGGGGAUCCCGGAGACAGAAAGGAGCUGGUGUUACCUUCUUGGCUACCAAUCCCCACGGUGACUCUCUACACUAGCAAUUCUCAAAGUGUGGGCAGAGCCUCCCAAUGGAGGCACAGGAAUGACUCAGGGGAGGCGUGAUCAGUGUGGGUUGUUUGGGUUUUUUUAAAGAGCACUGGCUGUCAGCCCCAGUUGGCUGCGGCUCAUGAGGAAGGAACAGGCCUAGCUGGGAGUUGUGGAUCAAUGCUCAGGCUCUCAAACCCAGGUGCAGCAGCAGCACAGAAGUAAGAGUGGCAAUGGGGUGAUAAGUGUUGUGAACAGCGAUAUUAUUGAAUAUUAUUUUUCAGGUGGCCACCCUAACUUCUGUGCUGCUAUUGGAGGUCUUCAGAGCUGUGCACAUCGCCAGCAACCACUCUGCCUUUAGAGCUGGGUGGUGAUAUAUUUGCUUUUGAGGGUGGGGGCGUAAAUGACUACAGACACCAAGUGGGAGAGGGCGGCAAUGAAACACAUCUCAGAACCACUGGUCUACACUCUUAUGGGCACCACGUUUAUAAAAUGAUAAAUCUUCUCCAAAGUAUGGCUUGUGAGGUAUCAUGGGAAAAGUCAUCUUCUGCUGAAUAUUAUUGUCCCAUUAAAAUGUGUCUAUCAGCACUGUCCAUGGAGCUCUGAGAGUUUGCUGUAUGUUUGUUACAUGCUGUAAAGCUGGAAAACGCCCACAGACGAGCUCCUCCAAGACAAUGUCACCUGCACACCAGCUCGGUGCUACGUGGCCAGUAAUUGCUCAGCCGGCCGUUCACCAGCUGUGGAGCUGGGAACAGGAGAGUUACAAUUCUCCGGAAUGACGGCUGGAUGCUCACUUAGGCCACAGACUGAUUGUCGCCUGCCCCCCGACUGGGGGAUGAACCUCAAAGAGGAGAGUGGUAUAAAAGCACAAGGGAGAAUUGUCUCCAUUUUUACCUCUCCUCUCCCAUCUUUACAGAAGGAAGCAAAAUGGCUUGAAAGGGAACAGGGGCCUUGGACUGGGGAGGGUGGAUCAAGGCUGGAAGGAAAUCCAGCUUGGGUUUAAGAACUGUGAACUGCCUGCAACAGCGGGUGGGGUGAGAAAACCUGCUUGCUUCUCAUUUUCCUUAGAUUGGUAAAAUUUAGGAUUUAAAAUGCAUGUUUUAAUUUUAUAGUUUUAACCGUUUCUGACCUUUAACAUCUUUCUCCCUUGUAAUCCCUGAAAACCCCCUUGCUCCAGUUACUAAACUGGUUUUAGUGUUUUGUCUGGA